UGGUAAUCUAUCCCUUCCGUUUGGUGGCCAUCUAUCCCGAGUCCUAGGUAGAGAUGGCCAACGUCACAAUCAAAGUCCACUUUAUACUUUUAACUGCUUACAGAGGUUAGGUUUCCUUAAUAAACACUGUACUCACCUAAUGUGUAGAGCGCAACAGCCAAUUUCGACUUAUACGUUCACAAGUAUAUAUAUAUAUAUAUAUACAUAUUGAGAGUACCAAGUUACCUCCAAAAUAGAUACGUACCGUACGUUCUUCCCUCAUAUAUAACGUUGUUACCUCCGAUUUCGGAGGUAACAACGUUUCUCUAUGUUUUCAACAGAAACCACGAUAAGAAGACAGUACUAACUCAAAUACGAAAUUUAUGUUGGAGGUGAUAUCGAAGCCUAUAAGCAUGCAAUUUUUUGAAAUAGUUCACAUAUAUAACACCGGCGCUGGUGUAUCACUGCGUAUAUACGGAAACGAUGCACGAAGGGUGAGGUUACCUCCGCCUAUAUUUAACAAUAUCUCUUUUACAUGGUUCGUACGUUAUCGCCUCCCACGUUUGGCAGCAUCGCAUCGCAAUACGUGCUUAUUUAAUUUUGAAUAUUAUGAAUGUUAACGCUGUCCGAGCACCAUGCAUCGAAGGAGCAAGUUAAUUCUUAAAUUGGCGCGAAACAAUUACGAAAACAAUGAAAAGUCGCCGCCAAUGCCACCACUUAAACUGGAUGAGGAUUUACGCCAUACACGAACUUCUGCAUGGAUUAAAGAGAGUCAAUUUGAUGAGUGUAAUGAUGAUGUAUGUAAGGAAAAUAUAGAUCCUGAAACGACUCUUGAGGUGACAAAAAAUACGCGCCCUACAAAGGAUGAUGAAGUUUUGAAGACGAUUUUUGACAAAUGCAAAAAAGCUGCGGCAUGUACUUCCACAAAUUGCUCUUGUUCAUAUGUAUCAGAUACCACUUCUAGUGAAUGCACUUCAAUAAUAAUACCUGUUCAACAACUUUCGAAACCUAAGAUAUCACAUGAAGAAAAAGGCAGUUUAGAAAAAAAGAUUGGCAUUCCGGACCCAAUGCCGCAGACCAGUGAAAGUGUUACAGGUGGUCCACAUAAUUCCUGUAAAGUGCAAAUAUUAUCAGUCAUCAGUAUUAAUCCAUUAAGCCAUAAUGACUUUAGCCAAAAUGCAGAAAGUUUUUAUAAUGAUGACAGAAGAGACAGAGAUUACCAAAUUAAUGCCUCAGAGACUACUUCAACAUCUAUUGUAUCAUAUGAUCCUAUUGAUAUCAACUCUGAUAUUAAACCUAAAACGGCAGAUAGUAACAAAGACACUGAUCAGCCAUUAUCAGAAACGGAAUUUGUAAAGAUAUCACAUGAAGAAAAAGGUAUUUUAGAAGAAAACUUUGAGAUUUUUGACCCAAAGCCAUCGAUCAGUGAAAGUUUUACGGGUGGUCCACAUAAUUCCUGUAAUGAGUUUAGCCAAAAUACAAUAGAGGCAGAAAGUUCUGAUAAUGAUGACAGCAGAGACAGAGAUUACCAAAUCAGUGACCCAGCCUCAGACACUACUUCUACAUCUAGUGUAUCAUCUGAUGCCAUCGAUAUCAAAACUGAAGUUCGUAAACCCAAAACCGCAUCUAGUAACAAAAACAUUGACCAGCCAUUAUCAGAAACGGUAUUUGUAAAGAAAAACCGCUUGCCACAUCGAAAAAUUAAUCGUUGCAACUAUUGCGAUAAUGACGUAUUAAUAAAAAAUUUUGUCCGUCAUUUAGAGAGACAUCAUUAUUCAGAAAAAGAUGUUAGAGAUAUGUUAGCGUUACCUACAAAAAGUAAACAAAGGCGCAUUGCUCUUCAUUUACUUAGAAACAAUACGAACUUUGAGUUAUUUGUAAAUGGAACCACUCGCCCUAACCGUACUGAUCCCAAGAGGUCAACAGGAAAAGCACAAUAUUAUCCAUGCGUAUAUUGUAAGGGGUUAUUUUUGAAAAGCUACUUAAAACGGCACGCAAAGUCAUGUAAAUCCCAGGAUAUUGCUACUGGUUCGAGUGAAAGGAGAAUAAACCACAUAUCUCAUUCGAUGACUAUUACUGCAUGUGCAAUGGACCCAACUAACGUUAUUUCCCGGUUAAAUGUGAAGGAGCAAGUCUUCAAUCUUAUGAAAGGAGAUGACAUCGCUUUCGAAGCGAAAAGAGACCUCCUUAUCGUGCAUUUUGGAAACUCUUACCUUAUGAAACACAAAAGAGAGAGGAUGGCGAUUUCAUGUAGUAACAGAAUGCGAGAACUUGCACGAUUAUUGAUUUCUUAUCGAAGAAUUCUUAAUAAGGGACCAGAAACUUCCUUUAAAGAUUUAUUACACCCCGAAAAUUUUGAUAACGUGGUUACGGCCGUCCGACAUAUUGUGGGGUAUGAUUUUGAAAAGAAAACAUUUAAGGCACCUAGUCUAGCGAUGCAUCUUGGAACUUCCCUCAAGAUGGUGUGUGAUGAACUCACUCAUUUGAUUUUAAAGCAAAGCAAGGGGUUUAAAUGUAAAUCUACCGAUGAUUCUCAAAGAUGGUUGCAGGAUAUAAAAAAUUUUAAAAAGUUAGUUAUUUCACGAUGGAAUACCGAAAUUUCCUCUUUAGCAAACAAAGAUUUGCUUGAAAAGAGAUGGCAAAAACCUUUAUUGUUACCGUUGGUCAGUGACGUCAAGAAGUUUAGAGAUGGGAUUAUGGAAAUAGCUAGAGAAUGCCAGAAUAAAUUUCACAUGAAAGAGGACAAUGAACAUACCUAUAAAUUACUUGUGCAGUGUACUCUGUCACUGCUUAUUGUUUUUAAUAGAAGACGCAUAGGAGAUGUACAAUAUUUAAAAAUUAAGGAUUAUACAAUUGGAAAAAAAAGCAACAUUAAAGAUUUUGAAAAUGCUCUAACGGAAAUGGAAAAGGCGUUAACGACUAAGUAUAAGAGAGUUGUCACUGGUGGCAAAGGUUCAAGGCCAGUUGUAAUUUUAAUCCCAGAACUAAUUCAAAAUUUUAUGGGCGUCCUGUUAGAACAUCGAGAAAAAUAUAUUCCAAAUGACAACGAGUAUGCUUUUGCGAUGCCUGGUAGCAAGAUAAAGUGGGGAAAGGGAGAUGUUGCAAUUAGGAAUUUAGCAACGAUGGUUAACCUGGAAGCUCCUGCAGCAAUAACGAGCAAUAAACUUAGAAAACAUAUAGCAACAAUAAUGCAGCUGCUGAAUUUAUCAAAAGAUGAAGCUAAACAAUUCUCUACUUUUAUGGGCCACACCCAAAAAACACACGAUGAAUUUUAUGAACUGCCUGUAGAUCUGUAUCAAACUGCAAAGGUAUCCAAACUGCUUCUUAUGAUGGAAAAGGGUCGUUUGCCAUUAGAAUAUAAAGGAAAAUCUUUAGCGGAAAUCAAUAUCGAUCCGGAUUUAGAAUACGCGGAGGAAGACAAUGUAGAAGAGAACCAAACUAAGAUAAACGAAGUCACACAAACUACUUCACUAAGAGGAUUCCAUGAAAACCACACACAGUGUGGAAGGAACAGAAAGAAGCACAACAUAUAAUAUGAACAAACCUGAAAAAGGAAAAGGAAAUGAAAAAAAGAUGCCACAGAUAGAGACACCCAACGAGGACGAUUUAGAAACUAUAACCAAAGAGAAUGAAAUCAGACGAGAGGAAAAACAAGGAGAAACAUUUUUAGACAUAGACGUCACCAGUAACGGUCCAGCGGGCAAAAAUCCCAAAAAGUUUACAAGAAAAAGCUGGUCAAAUCGAGAAUUGGAUUUACUUCAAAAAGAAUUUGCAUCUUAUAUUAAAAAAAAAAUUUAUCCUUCGGGAGAAUUAAUGCAACAAUUUCUCAAAAAGUACGAAAUCAAUCGUACAGUUUUAGUUGUGCGAUCUAAGUUACAACAUUUGA
Messenger RNA from Photinus pyralis (common eastern firefly), 3865 nucleotides. RefSeq lists its product as uncharacterized. The transcript has 13 exons. NCBI's taxonomy places the organism in Eukaryota, Metazoa, Arthropoda, Insecta, Coleoptera, Lampyridae. Bases 615 to 3512 code for a protein of 965 amino acids. The record is from RefSeq and is a predicted model, not a curated record.